Molecule: messenger RNA, 1917 nt
Organism: Talaromyces stipitatus ATCC 10500
Lineage: Eukaryota; Fungi; Ascomycota; Eurotiomycetes; Eurotiales; Trichocomaceae
Product: phosphoinositide phosphatase Pten/Tep1, putative
Exons: 2
Coding region: 120-1844 (574 amino acids)
Biological process (GO): protein dephosphorylation; cell motility; phosphatidylinositol dephosphorylation
Cellular component (GO): plasma membrane; cell projection; cytosol
Molecular function (GO): protein tyrosine phosphatase activity; protein tyrosine/serine/threonine phosphatase activity; phosphatidylinositol-3,4,5-trisphosphate 3-phosphatase activity
Source: RefSeq, a predicted model, not a curated record
CUUGACAAGAGAUUCGCAUAGUCUAACGUCUUUGUGAUAUUUAUAUCAGGCUUCUUUACUUCGCCAGAUUGUCGCUGGACCAAGGUUACAGCACCCUGAAGCAGGAUUAGAUAUGUGUUAUGUUACGGAUUUCCUCAAUAGUAAUCGCAACAUCUGGUCCCUCAUCAAAAUACCCCAAACGCGCUUACCGAAAUCCCACCGACGCACUAGUCCGUUUCCUCGACAGCAAACACGGCGAAGACUGGGCAAUAUGGGAAUUCCGAGCAGAAGGAACCGGAUAUCCAGAUUCGGAGGUAUACGACCGUAUUCACCAUUUCCCAUGGCCGGACCAUCAUCCACCGCCGUUUUCGCUCAUACCUGCAAUCAUGGGGAGUAUGCGCAAUUGGUUACAUGGGGAGACACCCGGUGACGAAAAGAGUCCUGAUAAUUCCGGGGAAGAGAAGAAAAUAAAGAAGAAGAGAGUGGCGGUUGUUCAUUGCAAAGCCGGCAAAGGUCGAAGUGGGACGGUGGCGUGUAGUUAUUUGAUCAGUCAGGAAGGCUGGAAGAUGGAAGAUGCUCUUCAACGAUUUACGGAACGAAGGAUGAGAAUUGGAUUUGGGGAGGGUGUUAGUAUACCCAGUCAGCUUCGGUAUGUGCGGUAUGUCAAUAAGUGGGCGAAUGAAAUGGGUAAGGUCUAUGUUGAACGACCUGUGGAGAUUCUAGAAGUUCAUGUUUGGGGGUUGAGGGAUGGUGUCAAGAUUGCUCUUGAGGGAUAUGUUGACGAAGGCAAAAAGAUCAAAUGUUUCCAUCUCUUCAGGAGAAAAGAGCGCAUCGUCGUUGACGACGGCAAGAACGAUUUAGCCCUUUCUCACAACGACUUUAUAGCAAAGGAACGAUUGGAGAAGGGAAAAAAGAAGAGAAAUGCUUCUCCCUCACCUUCAUCAUCAGCAAAUUCAUCAACCAUCAUCCAACAACCACCCAUCGUCUUCACAUCUUCGUCAACAUCCAAGAACGUCGGAGACAAUAACAAAAGAAUAGCAGCCGCCAUCCUCCGUCCCGAAAAACCAGUGAUUCUACCCACUUCCGACGUCAACAUAGACUUUGAACGCCGUAUAAAAGCCGCAUACACAGGCUGGGCAAUGGUUACAUCGAUCGCUCACGUCUGGUUCAACGCCUACUUCGAAGGGGGAGAUAAACACGACUCUGGCAUCUUUGAAUGUGACUGGGACGGUCUUGACGGAAUUAAAGGUAGCACUAGCAAGGGUACUAAGGCCCUAGAACGAGUGAAGAUUGUCUGGCGCUAUGCAUCAAAGGAGCAACUCGCCGCUGAAGGUAAAGAAACUGCUGAGAAACUACCAGAGGAAGUGGUCAUGACGUUACCGAAACCCGGGGAACCGGUUCAUGAAUCCCAUGCUGCGGAUUGGCAUGGAGAGAACGUCGUAAGGGAAGAUGAACGUGAGAUGGAAUUUUCGGAGCAGAAUCCGACUAGUUCACCUGCUCGGCACCAUACCCGAGAAAGGUCUGUCCAUAAACCAGAAGAUGCAGAUGAAAAGGGGGAAAAGAUAAGUGGCGCAACGAACCCCUUCAUCGCACAAGCAUCAGCCACAACAGUUGCAGCAGUGACUUUAGCAAUGAAACGAGUCCGACGAGAACUGGGGCUGCGGAAACAGACCGAUGCCAGUGCUGAGGUGAGUUUGGCGAGUAGUAGUGCAGAAGAUCUGUCGUCGUCGCUACCAAAGCGGCAAGAACAGAAGAGAAAGGAGGAAGGGCAAGAUGGGAAUGAUAGUGAUAGUGAUAUGGAAGGUGUCAAGCCGUAUUUGGAGGGUGAGGGGAAUGGGUCUACGAACACGAAUACGAAUAAGUAGAUGUCUGAAUCAUUUUCUAGUAUCGAGUUUGUCGUUAGAUGAGGUAUAUGAAUACAUCUGAUGAUAAUCUUGG